This is a messenger RNA of Manduca sexta (tobacco hornworm), 1951 nucleotides long. RefSeq names its product tryptase. Gene Ontology annotation, biological process: proteolysis. The coding region runs from base 186 to 1625 and encodes 479 amino acids. Lineage: Eukaryota; Metazoa; Arthropoda; Insecta; Lepidoptera; Sphingidae. The transcript has 12 exons. The record is from RefSeq and is a predicted model, not a curated record. Gene Ontology annotation, molecular function: serine-type endopeptidase activity.
GAGAUAUUGCAUGCCAUGCCGGCUAGACAGCGCUGAGUCGCCGGCGCGUGCGCAUAGUGUCAGUGGUGCGUCGGUCGCCGGUGCGCAGUCUUCUCUAUCUGUUAUCACUAAUGUUUCGGACAAAUACAUCGCGUAUCGUUUGAGAUGCGGAGAUCGGAUGGGACCAUAAUACAGGACCAAAGAACAUGAAGUGGUCGCGAGGUAUCAUCGUUCUAAGCUUCCUAAUCGCCGAGACAUCGUUGACACAUUACACUGAAAACGACCCGACGUCGAAUGCGCAUUACCUUAAUGUGCUAGAUAUGAAUAGCAUAGAGCCCAGACAUAAAAUUGUUGGGCCGCAAAGAGGCAUACAUUUGAAGGAGCAGACAUAUUCGCCUUGGAGCCGAUGGAGUGAGUGCCAAGGGAGUCAUAAGACCCGUCGACGUCAUUGCAUACAUCGCCGAAUAUGCGGGAAUUCACUACGAGUAGAAGUUACAAGGUGUAAGCAGAAUAGUGAGAAAUUACGCAAAGGAACAUUUCAACAUAUGGUUAUUCCUGAACGACGCUUGUUAGAGUCCGAAGAUGUGCAGAAGAGGUUCAAAGGAUUCUCCCCGUGGGGGCCAUGGACUUCUUGCUCAAGAAAAUGUACUACCAUAAGACAGCGGCGCUGUCGAAAGCGAACAAUAUGCGGUCGACAAAUUGUGAGACAAUCCGCAUACUGCUACAUGGAAGGCAGUUAUUGCCACCUGUGGAUACGGAACAGGAUGCAGAGGCGACAGGACCCAGGGUACAUGACCGUUGAAUCGAUGCCGAUGCCGCCGCCCGCUAUUCAUCCUGAGGAUUCUCGUCCAUCUCCUUUGAUGGACUCUUGCGGGAAGCUGGGUCGGUAUCGAGGAUCCGCAGCGGCAAGAAGGAAAAGUCGUAUUCGCGACAUGAUAAGAAUUAUUGGUGGAAGACCCGCCCCGCUGGGCAAAUGGCCGUGGCAAGUGGCUGUUCUUAAUCGAUAUAAGGAGGCGUUUUGCGGCGGCACCCUCGUCGCGCCUCGGUGGGUAGUGACGGCUGCUCAUUGCGUGCGGCGGCGGCUGUACGUGCGUCUCGGCGAGCACGACCUGCUGCUCCGGAACCACGGGGAGGUGGAGAUGAAGGUCACCGAGGCGGUCAUACAUCCACGAUACGACCCUGACACAGUCAUCAAUGAUGUCGCUAUGCUACGGUUACCAGGCCCGGCUAGGUCUGAUCUGGGGCACGGGUACGCCUGCCUGCCUCGGCCACACCAGACCCUGCCUCCCCACACGUCGUGUGUAAUUCUCGGCUGGGGCAAGAAGCGGCCCACCGACGUGCACGGCACACGGAUAUUACACGAGGCUCAGGUAUCAACAAUUCAACAAGGCGUGUGUCGCAGAGCGUACUGGCAAUACGCGAUAACUGAUAACAUGGUGUGCGCGGGCAGGGGGCGGCGGGAUUCCUGCGCAGGGGACUCAGGAGGGCCCUUACUGUGCCGAGACAGGAACAUGAGAUAUGCCUUGCAGGGCAUAACCAGCUUCGGAGACGGCUGCGGCAAGCGCGGCAAGUACGGCAUUUAUACGCGGACUGCCGGCUACGUGACUUGGAUGAGAGAUGUCAUGAACACCAGAUACUUCGAUUGAACCUACAUUACGUAUGGAUGACAACGAACAUAUAAACUUGUCACCACAAUGUCAGAAUGUGGUUUUUCAUUACGCUGUAUCAGCAGGUGUGAGGUGGCAUGUUUCUGAGAUUCAAUCUGCGAAGGUAUUAGCUUUUGAAAGAGGGGAUUUACGGGCGAGAUAUCUUUGUUUCACACUAUGUGAAUGUGUGUAAAAAUUAUUACUAUUCCGAUUCUUCCUUCUUAUUUUAUUUCGAAUAGUUUUACAAACGAUAAGUAUAAGCAAUAUAAUUGAAGCUCUAAAUGGGCAAAUAUCGAAAACUACGAGUUGUUAUAAUGUGAACGACA